AUGCCCGUCGCGGCUAAGAUCUCGUUACAAAUAAACCAUUUCACAUAUAUCAAGUCGGUGGCGCUCGAGGCCAAGGAGUCGGGGUUUUUCUCGCUCCCCCUCGCCUCAUUGAAAGUGAAGCUAUCUCUGAUCGACAAUUACUGGGAGAAAUUCGAUCAGGAACACGAGCGACUCUCGGAUCUGAAGGUGGACUCAUUGCUCGAGCUCGACUAUUUCCGGGACGGUGUAUAUGACCAAUAUUACGCCGAGGUUAAGGCUACACUCGCCUAUCUCAUUGAGGAGAAGGAUCGAUCGAGCUCCUUUUUGGGAUCCAAAUUAACUAAUCUCUCUCUCCCCGGACCAUCAACGGCACGCAGCCAUCUCCCGGAAAUCUCUCUUCCACAAUUCGACGGAGACUUCUCGGCGUGGAGACCCUUCCACGAUCUCUUCUCAUCUUUGGUCGGCAGAGUCCAUGACAUAUCUAAUGUCGAGAAAAUGCACUAUCUCCGGACCAGCCUCACUGGGGAGGCUGCUCAGCUCAUCUCUAAUCUGCCCGUCGCGGAGGACUCAUUCGCAGCAGCCUGGGACUUGCUCGUCGAGCGAUUCGAGAAUAAGCGGCUCUUGAUCUCAUCGCAGGUAGAGCGGCUGUUCGCCAUCAAAGCCAUGGCUGCUCGAUCGGCACGUGAACUUAACGCUGUUCUUAACACCACCACGGAGGCCCUCAAUGCCCUGUAG
Temnothorax curvispinosus is the source of this 714-nucleotide messenger RNA. RefSeq lists its product as uncharacterized. The transcript has a single exon. NCBI's taxonomy places the organism in Eukaryota, Metazoa, Arthropoda, Insecta, Hymenoptera, Formicidae. The record is from RefSeq and is a predicted model, not a curated record. Bases 1 to 714 code for a protein of 237 amino acids.